AUGUGCAACUUCACCAAGAACUAUUACAUAUACAUGUCUUGCGCUGAUCCUGGUGCUCACUUUUGCAGCACAUCAACGGAUGGAAGCCGAAAAAAUUCCUGUCCGGCUGGACCACAUGAGCGAUAUAUAGUCAUCCCCGAGAGCUGCCCUCUGUGCUCUGGAGUCGUCACUUUGGUGUCGGUCAACUCAUCACAAACUGCAAUCAUGAUGAGGCAUCGGGGCUAUAUACGCUCCGUAGCCAAUGCCGAGGCGGUCAAGAAGAUGUUCAAGCCGCUUUCUCCCUUUCCUGGGUCGACAGUCGACUACUCGACUACCUCGACCUGA
This is a messenger RNA of Ustilaginoidea virens, 324 nucleotides long. RefSeq lists its product as uncharacterized. Lineage: Eukaryota; Fungi; Ascomycota; Sordariomycetes; Hypocreales; Clavicipitaceae. The coding region runs from base 1 to 324 and encodes 107 amino acids. The transcript is spliced from 2 exons. The record is from RefSeq and is a predicted model, not a curated record.